UUUAUACCAGGACAAUCUGUUAAACUGUCACCCAGUCGGGAUCAGUGUGGUCAACAGUCAUGUCUGCGUCGUGCCGGCUGCUGGCGUGUAUACUCGCCCCCACCCUGCUGAUUGGGGUAGGAAUGGCAGAGAUGUUCAAGGACCCUGGAUUUGAGGGUUCCAACCCGUCCUCCAACUGGAUAUGUGCCGGUUGUAAAAUGGACAUCAGCACUGAUCACAGUCAAGGUCAACACUCCGUCAAAAUCACCGGAAGACAGGCGGAUUGGGCGGGUCCUCAGCAGACAGUGUACCUCAAGAGUGGCACCCGCUACUUUAUCCAAGCCCACAUCAAACAACUGAAUGAUAUUCACGGGACACUUUUCCAGAAAUACACAAUUCUUGCUGAUAUUGAGAAAAAUAGCGGUUCCCACGAUUAUUCUAUAAUCCUGGAAAACAACUCUGUGUACACCAAAUCAGGAUGGAUCGAAUUGUCUUCGUACUUCCAAUUUUUUAACUCAGAUUACAAGAGUGUGACGUUGAGGGUAAAUGGGCCAGUCCCGGCCAUUAACUUCAAUGUGGAUUACAUGUCACUCACGGAAAUACCCGAGGACCGGAACUGGAAGUCGGCUGCGGGCAAGAGGAUCGACCAGCUAAGGAAGAACAACAUCCACUUUAAUGUCCAUGUACCAACACACGUGUCAACAGCUGAUCUGGAGAUUGACGUAGACCUGGAGAAACACGGAUAUCCUAUCGGCUCUCAGACCACGUGGGAAGUGAUGACACAGCAUCCACAGUAUGCCAAACUGUUCUACUACAUGUUCAACUGGGCCACCCUCAGCAACUACUAUUGGGAGUGGUCGCCCCCACCUCGGCAUAACCCUGACUACAGCAAGGCCACUGCCGAGUUGAAUGUCCUCCACCAGCAUGGCGUUCCUGUACGAGCACAUAACAUAUUCUGGGGUGCUAAUACGAAGUACACGCCCGACUGGGUGCAGGCUCUGAGUCCCGACCAGGUGAAGCAGGCAGUGGAUGAAAGGAUACAGUACAUCGUCAAGGACACCAAGGGGAAAGUCCAACAUUGGGAUGUCAACAAUGAACUUGUCCAUGGCCACUGGUUCGAGGACAAGACAGGAGACCCUGACUACACCAAGAAGAUAUUCGCCAAGGUUCACCAGGCUGAUCCCAGCGUCAAGUUGUUCCUCAACGACUAUAGUGUCGUGUCUGCAGGAACGGCAACAUCGGCUUACCUGACUGAGGCAAAGGAGUUCAAGGCUGCCAAUGUUGGCUUGUACGGUAUUGGCAUUCAGUGCCACUUCGGUAAAGACUCUGCACCAGAUCCAACGCUCAUUAAGAAACGUUUGGAUCAGCUUGCUACAGCAGGAUUGCCGAUCUGGGUGACAGAGCUGGAUCUAUGGACCCACGACGAGAACACUCGAGCUGACUGGUAUGAAACCGCUCUUCGCGUUCUCUUCAGUCAUCCAGCUGUUGAGGGCAUCAUUCUGUGGGGGUUCUGGGGCCCAGAUCACUGGAGAGGUCCAGAUGCAGCUCUUGUGUCCGGCAAUAAUUUUCAGAUUAAUGCAGCAGGAAAGAGAUACUUCGACCUCCUCUACAAAGAAUGGAGUACGCAUGUCUCACACAGGGUGUCAUCAGGGACACAGUUUAAUGUCCGCGGUUUCCAUGGAGACUACAGAGUGGUCGUCAAAUACCAUGGCAACCCGGUGAUGCAGCAGACUUUCACCCUCGGGAAACAGGACAAACAAGUUGACAUCCAGAUCACCAACGUUAAUCACGUCAUUCAGAUCCAGACAACACAGUCGCCGGUCGACCAUCCAGUUACAGUACAGCAUCCGGUCGCUCACAUUGGCGAAUAUACAGUGGGUCACAUGACCUCAGGCUCAUCCAAUCAGUUGACGUGUAUGUCUAGAUACUCGGGAUUCACUGAAGUUGGAGAUGAUAAGGAGGCCGAAGUGUCCUGUCCAUCAGGAUAUGUUCUGACUGGGUGCUCAGGGAAAAUAAAGAAUGGUCAUGACACACGGGACGGCGAGACAAUCAGUGUGGUGGGCGGCGUCGCUAAAUGCCAGGUUUACGACGGAACGGGCACCACAGCACCGGCACAGGCGGUGGCGAGAUGUUGUAAACUGACGGGACUCCAUUGUGACUACCGGAAGUCAGGGCCUUCACAGGACGUAUUAAACCAGAGGAUUGAAACAAGAUGUCAGAACAACAUGGUAGCUACAGGUUGUUCAGCCCAUUCCUGGUUUUCAUUCCUGGACGGAGCCUUCCCAACUACGCACUCCUGCAUCGCCCAGAACUCUGAAAACCACGGCAAGGUGGAGGCGUCUGCUGUCUGUUGCUCUGCGCCCCAUCUCACGUGUAUCGUGAAGACCUCCAGCCCCUCUGGCAACAACUUGGGGGAUCAGACAGGGGUGUCAUGUGACCAGGGCUGGCAGCUCGUCGGGUGUUCGGCCUAUUCAGAGGAUGCAAAGCUUGGAGGGGCGUAUACAGGAGGCAAUCCCGAGCAGUGUAUCGCUGUGAACGGAGCUCAGAGACUGUACAACGAGAUGGGCGUCGUGGCCUAUGUCACAUGCUGUCGUGCACACUGAUAGCAAUUUGCCAAUACAAAAUCUCGCAUUA
Messenger RNA from Haliotis rufescens (red abalone), 2613 nucleotides. Its product is annotated as endo-1,4-beta-xylanase 3-like. NCBI's taxonomy places the organism in Eukaryota, Metazoa, Mollusca, Gastropoda, Lepetellida, Haliotidae. Bases 60 to 2582 code for a protein of 840 amino acids. The record is from RefSeq and is a predicted model, not a curated record. Gene Ontology annotation, biological process: carbohydrate metabolic process. Gene Ontology annotation, molecular function: hydrolase activity, hydrolyzing O-glycosyl compounds. The transcript has 18 exons.